CCCAUGUGCGAACGAGUCUCUCGAGCGCUCUAUUUCUGAAGGACCUCCUUCUUGCGCCUCAGGUUUGGUUGAUAAACCUCAGCUCCUCAAACCACCAGUUACUCCUGCACAGAGGAGAACAGCACAUCCGAGAGCGUCGCAUCGAGCUACAGUCACGGAGACGGGAUUCGCGACUGUCACACGCGGUUUCCCAGAUCAACAGUUCGGCGCUAUGCAAGAAAACAAGAUGAGACAACCUGGGAACUAAAAGAACAUUGGUCUUAGGUAGAAGCAGCCUUACGCUGGACAAUUCCAAUUCAUUUCCUCUCCUCCCUGGAGAAUAAGCCAGACAGAGCGAUCAUCAUUCAUUUCAAGAGACACUACAGCAACUGACGGACAUGGAGCAGUCUCAUCUGAACAACAGCUCUGGCUCUUGGUUAUUAGAGGAUCCCAUCUGUCCAACCUCCCUCAGCAGCACCACUUUCCUCAUCGUAGCAUACAGCACCAUGUUAGCAGUGGGCCUGGUGGGCAACACUUGCCUGGUUUUAGUCAUCACACGACAGAAAGAGAUGCGCAACGUGACCAACAUCUUCAUCGUCAACCUCUCCUGCUCUGAUAUCCUUGUUUGUUUGGUGUGUUUACCGGUCACCAUUAUCUACACCCUUAUGGAUCGAUGGAUUUUGGGCGAGGCUUUGUGUAAGGUGACGCCGUUCGUCCAGUGUUUGUCCGUAACGGUUUCGAUUUUCUCCAUGGUUCUCAUCGCCUUGGAAAGACACCAGCUCAUCAUCCAUCCCACCGGUUGGAAACCAGUCGUCAGACACUCCUACCUGGCUGUCGCGGUUAUCUGGAUCGUCGCAUGUUUUAUCUCCCUUCCGUUCCUUUCGUUCAACAUCCUCACAAACUCGCCCUUCCACAACCUCAGCCUUCCCUUCAACCCCUUCAGCGAUCACUUCAUAUGCAUUGAACAAUGGCCAUCUGAGGGCAAUCGGCUGACUUAUACCACAACGCUGCUACUGUGCCAGUACUGCUUACCAUUGGCGCUCAUUCUCGUUUGUUAUUUCCGCAUAUUCCUGCGUCUCAGCCGCCGUAAAGACAUGGUCGAAAGAGCACGAGGUGGACGGCAGAAGAAGACCAAAGGCUCAAAGCGAGUCAAUGCCAUGCUAGCCUCGAUUGUAGCAGCUUUCGCCCUCUGUUGGCUGCCACUGAAUGUUUUCAACACGAUUUUUGACUGGAACCAUGAAGCAAUUCCCGUCUGCCAGCACGACGCCAUUUUCUCAGCUUGUCACCUCACCGCCAUGGCGUCGACUUGUGUGAACCCAGUCAUCUAUGGUUUCCUGAACAAUAACUUCCAGAAGGAGCUGAAAUCGCUGCUUUCCAGGUGCCGCUGCUGGGGGCCGCCAGCGAUUUACGAGAGUUUCCCUUUGUCCACUGUCAGUACGGGCAUUACUAAGGGGUCUAUCCUAAGCAGUGGCUCUGCUAGCACCUAUCAACCACACAAGAAAAACAGCUUGGAACAGAAAGAUACCAUUUAAUUGGAGUGAGAUGUACGAUAAGGCAAUGUACCCACCUACAUUUCACGUUUCUUCAAGCAUUCAGUGGUGGCUUGUGAACACUGCCAGCUAAUCUGAGUUUGAGGUUCAGAAUCCCAAUUUGGUCCACUUUUCUUUUUUAAACAGAAAUGGGCCGAAACAUAUUAAGGAAAGGCUUAUUGUAGCUGGGCUCUGCAGAGGAGAAUUAAGCAAUGAGAAAUAUCAUCGCAGAUUGCUUAAAUGACUAUGGCCAAUUAAACAUGCUGGUUUUGUGGCUGUUAUAUGGUGAGUUCUCAAUGGCACAGAAAGCCAUUUUUUUACCAGUUAGAGCAAGGUUCUCUCUGAGAGAUGUUAUAAUGAAAUAGUGAGUGGAGGAGGCCUUUUCUUCUCAUUGUCUUUGUCCAAGGUAAUGUUGUGGAAGUUAACAGCAAAAGAAUUGUACUAUUUUGGUUCUUUUCACUGUUAAAGUGAUAGCUCGCCUAAAAAUAAACAUUCUGUCAUCAUUACUCAUGUUGUUCCGAACCUGUGACUUACUUUCUUCUGUGGAACACAAAAGCACCAUAAAUGCAUCAUAAAACCAGUGCAUAUGACUUGUGUGCUUUAUUCCAAGUUUUCUGAAAUCACACAACAGCCUUGGAAUUUAUGUCAUUUUGAACUGAAAAUCUUUGUGAACGGAUCAAUCAUACUGCCAUUUUGAACCUGAUCAACUUCAUUGUAAACAUCUGACUCAAAAUAAUGAUUUAAUCUCUAAUGAACAUAACAGGGUAGAUGAUUUCAGUCUGUUUCAGUCUCUUCAAAAAACAUGAUAUACAGCACAUGAUUCAUAUGGAACACUUUUACAGUGUUUUGUUGUCUUUUUUAAGAUUGAAAGCUUCAGUCGCUGUUUGAUGUAAUUGCAUGAAAAAGACCAACCUCUUGUGUUUCGCCAAGAAAAUAAAGUCAUAUGAAUUUGGAACAACAUGAAGGUGAGUAAAUCAUUUUUAACGUUUUUUUUAAAGGAAGGUGCAGAACUAGCAAUAUGUGUAUAAUGUGUACAUUACAAAACAGAUGUUAUAGUCUUAUGUAAUAGUUAUUAUACAGCAUCAUGACUAUACAAGCACAUUCUGUCAUUGAUUAGGAGUAGAAAGUCUGCUAUUUCAAACUGGUAUGUACAAUCAUUUACAAUUUAUUUAUUUACUUAUUUUUAUUUUUAUUUUUUUUUGCGCUGUGUGACAGGUGUAAUUUGUUUAAUUUGAUCUAAAUGUUAAUCAGUAUAAACACACUGUGUCCUUUGCAGAAUGGCUUUAUUUGCAAAAGUUAUCCAAGUGAAUUAUAGAUUCAGUUCCUCAUUUGCACUUUCACUGGACUGUGGAUCUAAUCUAAACAAUGUGCAUGUUCCAAGUAGCAUUUGUAUAAUAUAUAUAUUUACAUUUACAUUUAGUCAUUUAGUAGACGCUUUUAUCCAAAGCGACUUACAAAUGAUGAUAAUAGAAGCAAUCAAAACUAACAAAAGAGCAACAAUA
Molecule: messenger RNA, 3010 nt
Organism: Cyprinus carpio (common carp)
Lineage: Eukaryota; Metazoa; Chordata; Actinopteri; Cypriniformes; Cyprinidae
Product: neuropeptide Y receptor type 1-like
Biological process (GO): G protein-coupled receptor signaling pathway
Cellular component (GO): plasma membrane; neuron projection
Molecular function (GO): neuropeptide Y receptor activity; neuropeptide binding
Source: RefSeq, a predicted model, not a curated record